This is a messenger RNA of Ceratina calcarata, 2586 nucleotides long. RefSeq names its product ATP-binding cassette sub-family G member 4. The coding region runs from base 572 to 2440 and encodes 622 amino acids. The transcript is spliced from 11 exons. The record is from RefSeq and is a predicted model, not a curated record. Gene Ontology annotation, cellular component: plasma membrane. NCBI's taxonomy places the organism in Eukaryota, Metazoa, Arthropoda, Insecta, Hymenoptera, Apidae. Gene Ontology annotation, molecular function: ATP binding; ABC-type transporter activity; ATP hydrolysis activity. Gene Ontology annotation, biological process: transmembrane transport.
CGGCGAAUUCGUUCACAUCGCAGUAGUAAGCAAGCAAAGCGCGUGUUGAAAAUACUUCUAUCUCGUCCAAAGAUAUACGAAUACGAAUAAACGAAGAACAAAAUAACAUAGAAAUCACGAGUUAUCAUUAAUUAACUGAACGCUAUCGUUGAAAUCUGUUUAUACAGUGAAUAAUGUGUAUUUUGACUUUUUAUCGAAAGAGUGCUUUUGUAGUGCGCGAAACAUAAAAAAUAUUGACACUGUCUCACAGUGUAUCGAUUGAUCCAUAGAUCAAUGCAUCUAUUUUUGAUAAUUUUACCUUUUAAAACAUUCCGGAAUUUUAAUUUUCUGAAAACGUGACGACGUUUUAAGUGCAAUGUUGACAGCGUGUAUUCUUGACAGGAAGUUAGUAGAGAAAAUUCUGUAAGUCAGUAGAUUAUGCCGAAGUGCAAACUUCUGAUGACUAUAUGGGCUGCGUGUGUGAUAACGUAGUGCAGCGAAGAUAAAUGCUUAGUCUCGUAGAGUAAAUUCCAGUGGUUUACCUCGACGAUUGGUUUAAGUAGUUAAGAGGCGGUGAGCGUUGAAAUUUGAUAUGGACGCGUACCGCAACGACGACGCUAUUGUCGUUCCAGCUGUGAGAACCGAUGAAGAUGAGUGCACGAUUCGAUUAAGGGAGAAUCAGGAUUUUUUUAACGGAGACGUCGAAGCGAUUACCAGGAUGCACGUUGAGUUCGACGAUCUCUCGUACACCGUCUCGCCCACUAAAGCAAAGUCGAAAAGAGUAUUAGAGAACGUGACAGGAUGUUUUCGUCCUGAGAGAUUGACGGUGAUCGUCGGUCCUUCCGGUGCCGGAAAAACCACGCUGCUUCGAAUUGUAUCCACCUUGAAGACGAAUAACGUCAAAGGCACGAUCACUGUUAACGGGAAGGAAUGGAACCGCAAUGUAUUUCGGAAGAAAACUUGUUUCCUACCGCAAGAGUUCGAGCUCUCGCCUCUGCUCACUGUCCGUGAAACGCUGCACAUUGCGACGCGUUUAAAAGUUCAAGGCGCCCGUGAACCUCGCGCCUUCUCCUUCAUCGUAUCAGAGAUAGCGGAGAAUUUAAAUUUGACAAACUGCUUGGGUACUUUGGUAGAGAAUUUAAGCGGUGGAGAACGGAAAAGAUUGUCGAUCGGCAUUGAAAUAGUUACGAGACCGUCCGUUUUGUUGCUCGAUGAGCCGACCAGUGGCCUCGACAGUGCGUCGUCGAAUCAGGUAAUUGGAUUGCUGCAUAAAAUAGCGAGAGGCGGGUGCACUGUUGCUUGUGCAAUUCAUCAACCCAGCAGUCGCAUGAUAUCGCAAUUCGACGAUUUGUUAAUUAUACACAAGGGAACGUCGUAUUAUUGCGGGGCUUGGGACGACGUUUAUAAUACCUUCAAGGAUGCGGGCUACGUGUGCCCGCGAUUUUACAAUUUAUCCGAGUUUGUCUUGGAAGUGGUGACAGGAGAAAGGGGAGGAGACCUGAUAAAUUUGUACAAAAUUAGUCGUGCCAGAUAUUCGAAUUGGAAAACGCAGUUUCGGCAUUCUAACAUAGGAACAGAAGUUGUAUCAAAAUUGGAUAAUUUUAACACGAAGUCGAAGUCGUCGUCCAUCUGGGAAGAACAGAAGGUUUUGUUAAUGAGAGCAUUCAUUACUAUCAAACGGGACAAUACUUUGACAAAGCUGAGAUUUGCUGCACACGUGGUAGUAGCUUUUCUACUAGGUGUAGUGUUUUACGAUUCUGGAACGAAUGCUAAUCGAAUUAACAGCAACAUAGCUUGUAUAUUUUUCGUUCUACUGUUCUUGUAUUUUUCGAAUUCCAUGCCGGCUGUGCAAAUGUUUCCGACAGAAGCUGCCGUUUUCUUACGAGAAUACUUAAACAACUGGUACCGCUUGAGAUCCUACUUCUCUGUAAAAAUUAUAUCGGACUUGCCAUUGCAAAUUCUUGCACCCUCGGUAUUCAUCCUUAUCACGUAUUGCAUGACUGGUCAACCGAUGGAGUGCGACAGGUUUCUACGUACUUGGCUGAUUUGCGUUUUAACGACGAUCCUUGGACAAUCAUCGGGAAUGCUCGUCGGCGUGGCAUUCAAUACACACUUAGGAGUUUUCCUGAUUCCCGCGGUCAAUAUGCCGAUAAUACUGUUCGCCGGAUUCUUUCUGAAAUUCAGCGAAGUGACGCCAUUCCUUCGACCUCUGUGCUCCAUUAGUUUCUUUAGGUAUGCGUUCGAAGGUAUUCUGCAGGCAAUUUACGAUGGAGACAGGGAGAAAUUGCAAUGUCACGAAGACUACUGCCAUUUACGUUCACCUAAACAAAUCUUGGAAUCUAUGGACAUGCCCACGAUUCCUUAUUACACGACUGUGUUAGCUUUAUGUAUAUGGAUAACAUGUUUACAGAUUUCCACGUACCUGGUACUUAAAUGGAAAGCAUAUAUAGCCAAAAGAUAAAAUAUUUAUACAUUUUUACAAAUAUAACGCUUAUAUAAUAAUUAACCCUUUUGCUACGGCAGUCCGCACUGCGGAGUACCUCCCCAUAGAACUGAGACUGCUCUGUAAUUAUCAUUGCCUCAAAUAAAAUUUAUAGACAGAGAGAA